This is a messenger RNA of Trichoderma harzianum CBS 226.95, 531 nucleotides long. RefSeq lists its product as hypothetical. The annotation marks the transcript as partial. NCBI's taxonomy places the organism in Eukaryota, Fungi, Ascomycota, Sordariomycetes, Hypocreales, Hypocreaceae. The transcript has a single exon. The record is from RefSeq and is a predicted model, not a curated record.
AUGAAGACCCAAACCAUCGCUUCCGUUGGCCUUUUCGCCAAGCUGGCCCUUUCUCAAUCAGUCAUCAACUCUGGAAACGGAUUUGGAACCUACUACUACGACGUUGUUGAUACGAAUGGCUGCGGCAACAACUUCGCCAACAUCAACACGGGAUUCGUUGAAUGCAACCAGUUUACCGGCUUGUCCCUGAACCAGAUCAACAGCAACAACGUUGUUGCCAUGAACCGCACCCUUCUUGCUUCAAACUUUGCCAAGUACUGCGGUAAGAAGGUUGUUGUCAGCUUCAACGGUGUUCCAUCCAGCCAGCAGUUCUUCAUCGGUGAUGGCUGUGAGCGUUGUGCCACUGGACCAUCUACCGCCAGCGUGUGGAACCCCAACGGUGCUCCCGGACUGGAUUUCAGCUUGAGCGGCCUUGAUGGAAUCAACUCCAACGGCUGCUUUGCUGGACAUCUCGACAUCUCUUGGCAGAUUCUGGACGAAACUCUCUACAACUUCGACACAAAUGCUCCCGGUCAGCCCACCGGCCCAGUC